This is a messenger RNA of Hydatigera taeniaeformis, 2250 nucleotides long. The record is from the annotation of a GenBank genome assembly. NCBI's taxonomy places the organism in Eukaryota, Metazoa, Platyhelminthes, Cestoda, Cyclophyllidea, Taeniidae.
AUUGAGGCCUCGCGAAAGCGACUAGUCCGGUUUCUGAUCAAACUAAUUCGAACAUGUGUGGCUGAACCACUGCGACACCAGCGCCAUUUUCGCAUGAAGUACACAGAAGAUUUAAAUCUCACCUCUCUCGAGGAGUCCCUCGUUUCCACCGCGAACAAAGUGCUUGACAUGGCUUCGACUGAUCGGUCUCUACUGGCUGUUCGUCCGAUCGCUCGAACAUUUUUGGUCACUCUGGCAAGAGUUCAGACCCAAGUUGCUACUGUGGUGGAGCUCACGGCAAAAGAAGGCCGGUACUUGUGUCGAAGACAACCAUCCGUCCCAACCACAACGAAGGGCACAUUCAGUAGACGUAACUCCUCGCCAUCCCAAUUGUCGUUCUUCGUUGAAGCUGUCACAUCGGAGGUUGAUCAAACGGACGUGGAUGCAGGACGUGAACCACGGGAUGUAACAAAAGGCCGUUUCCUGCUUCCAACAGCUACCUCCUUGCCUCUGUUACAUUCUGAUCCUCCAAAAGGGUUCACUGGUUGUGAUCGCGACAAAAUGGCAAACGAAAUGACAUCGCUUAUUGAACUUCUGAUUGAGGUUGACCAUGAUAUGGCCAUAUUUGAGUUCGCCCUUGUCUCUUCCAUCUCACGCCGACUGCGCACGGAAGCGGAGGCCGACUCUGUGCAGGAGGUGGCAGUGCUCUUCUCGGAGACUCUGGAAUGGGCACUCUCUGUGGGUCUGAUCGAUGCUCGCCAGUUGUCGGAACGCGAUCCUCUUCUCUUUUUCGCUUUGCCUCGCCUUGCUGUUCUUGUGGGAUGUCUCCUCCUGCCUAAUUCACCCAUCGGACCUAAUCGACUCAAUGCCGGUGGUCGUGCACCCUUCAUGUUUGCUGAAUCAACUCGAGAUCUGACCUAUCUCUCGCGUCAGCUGGCCGUGCUCCGCGCGGAUCAAUUGUGGCGUCUAGCCUGUUGGACCUCACCAUUUGGUCUCUCUGACUCGGAAGCGCGUUGUGUUGAUGCUGCAGCUGCUAAUGCUGCCGGAGGUGAAGGAGCGGUGAAAAAGUCCACAAUGCAGCCUCGCAGUCUGGUAUUUGGGUGGAACACCUACGGUCUUCACUGCAUUUACAAGUGCAUCGCACGCGUGGCUGGAAAUCUGUCGGCCAAUCAUCCCUCAGAGUACAGAGAUAUACUGCAGGUAGUGAUUGAGGCUGUUGACAUGGCACGGAAGCGAGUUCACCCGGUAAGCUCGUUUUUUUUUCUACUUUUCUAUCUUCAGCUAGCAAUAGAACUCAAUGAUCCCUCCACAUCCACACGGCAGAGUGAGUCUCCAGAUUCGGAGCACCAGCCUGAUUUACAGCCAAUUUGUCCACUGGAUGAUGAAGCAGCAAGGGGGUGCCUACGCGAUGGUUGCAUCCACAAUGUCCGUCUGGCCGAUCUCUUUGACUGGCAUGCCGUUGUAGCUAGCAAAGCGACUAAACGGCCAUUCGCGGAUCUCUUUCACCGGCGCAUCGAUGAUGGAACUAAUCAGACGACGCCUGAGUUGCACUCUCCAGAAGGUGUCCUUGAAAUUGGAGUCGAUGUGGCGGCUACCCUGGAUAGUGAGGGGAAGGAUGGGGACUUUGAAGAACGAACUACCAGUAAAAUCACCAUUUCUACUCCACAUCCUUCGGAGUCUUUUCCAGAAACUGAAAGUAAGACCCCAGCAGAUGCCUUUGUGGGUCGGGGGUUAGAUCUCGUCAUAGGAAAUGCCACUUCUCGGUCCAUUCUCCUCGCUUUCCUGCGUUCCACACCCAUUGAGGAUACCAUCCCUGGGGAUCCACCGAAUCCCCUCUACCCUUUGGCGCCAUGGCAACCAGAUCAUUUUAUGGGUGUAGGCGACGUCGACACCACUAAUGAAAACGACGAUUCAGAUGCUCUAGAUGACACUUCAGAGGACGCAGAGAGUAAUGAUGUACGCCGGUGGCGCAGCGGAGCUGCCCGAGUCGGCCGAGAGUGCGCUCGAUGCAAGGCUCGCUUUCUAGCUCUUUUGCGUCGACGCCACCAUUGCCGACGCUGUGGACACAUUUUCUGCGCCUCGUGUUGCAGCGAAAAGGCGCCCGUGGCUGCUCUACUCUCUGCUGAUGGUUGCCCAUCACCUUCGAGCAAUGGUAAUAGCGGUGGUAUUGGUGGUGAUGGUGUGAAAAUGGUGCGGGUGUGUGUCGAGUGUGCGGAAUUCGUGCGGUCAGGGCUGGCAGAGGCGUUGGAUCAGGCUGUUAUUUCAUUCUGA